Cynoglossus semilaevis (tongue sole) is the source of this 1574-nucleotide messenger RNA. RefSeq names its product ADP-ribosylation factor-like 8Ba (gene arl8ba). Gene Ontology annotation, biological process: protein transport; anterograde axonal transport. Gene Ontology annotation, molecular function: GTP binding; GTPase activity. The record is from RefSeq and is a predicted model, not a curated record. The transcript has 7 exons. The coding region runs from base 133 to 693 and encodes 186 amino acids. Lineage: Eukaryota; Metazoa; Chordata; Actinopteri; Pleuronectiformes; Cynoglossidae. Gene Ontology annotation, cellular component: lysosomal membrane.
CCGUGAGGCUGACUGAUCAUAUGACAGCCUGGCUGCCUCCGUCCUACUUCCCUUCCCCGCUGGAAAACGCCACAUCUGACAGAGAGGGAGACGCAGACAAAAUCUUAGGGCAGUGCGAAGACGGACAUCAAGAUGUUGGCUCUAAUAAACCGGCUGCUGGACUGGUUUAAGUCUCUGUUCUGGAAGGAGGAGAUGGAGCUGACGCUGGUCGGUCUCCAGUACUCGGGGAAAACAACAUUUGUAAACGUGAUCGCCUCUGGACACUUCAGUGAAGACAUGAUUCCCACAGUUGGCUUCAACAUGAGGAAGGUCACCAAAGGAAAUGUCACGAUCAAGAUUUGGGAUAUAGGAGGGCAGCCCCGGUUCAGAAGCAUGUGGGAGCGCUACUGUCGAGGAGUCAAUGCUAUAGUGUACAUGGUUGAUGCAGCAGAUCGAGAUAAGGUGGAAGCAUCUAGAAAUGAGCUUCAUAAUUUAUUAGACAAACCUCAGCUGCAAGGAAUUCCAGUUCUGGUUCUCGGCAACAAAAGGGAUCUUCCCAGUGCUUUAGAUGAAAAGCAGCUCAUUGAGAAAAUGAAUCUGGCAGCGAUUCAGGACAGAGAGAUUUGCUGCUAUUCUAUUUCCUGCAAAGAGAAAGAUAACAUUGACAUCACACUCCAGUGGCUCAUUCAGCACUCAAAGUCUCGGAGGAGCUGAAAAAACACCAGACUGGUUUUCCACGUUCCCGUCAUGCCACGCCCUUGUUUUUCUGUGAUGAUGUACAGUUGUAUCAUCAGUCCCAGGUCACAUGCUGCACUGUUCUGCACACUUCUUUUCCUCACCUGUGUCUUUUCCCACAAACCCUGACGAUGCACUACUGCAAUGGAAUCCUGGUACAAAAAUGUAUGCAAUACAAUUGGCAUUAUGUAUGAUGUGAUACUGUCAUUUAACUAGUGGUGAAAAAAGAGCUUCGAUUUUUUUUUUUAUCCUUUACUUCGCAGGCAUUACCCACAUAACUAUACCGUACCCAGACUGUGCUAACGCUAACCCUGGGUGUCUUUACUUUAACAGGCCUUCCUCAGACAGUGAAAUAAAUGUGAACACGCAGGUUUUCUCAGUUCUGUCCAGCUCUUCUCUGACGACUGUCUCUCUCUCUCUCUCUCUCUCUCUCUCUCUGAGCUUGAUUGUGUUAUUCACUUCCUCCAAAGUCAAAGUCUGUGUCUGUCAUUUUGGGAAAACGGUUUGUGCGCCGAUGCACAUCAGUUGGAGCAGGUCUGUACAAAUACCAAGCUACUAUGAUUUUUACUGAUGUGAGAUGUAUGAAUAUAUGACUCUAUUUAAAGACUGAAUGUAGUAAAAGAAAAGCUGGACGAGGUUGUGUGGUUCAUGCUGGCCUCUGUUUGUAAGUUACCUGCGUGGAACAGUUGCCUUUGUGCCACCUUGAUGCUAACAGGGGGCGGGGGGGCAGAAUUUAAAGUGCCUUGUGCAGUGUCUCUGACCUCUGAAGCAAAAGCGGCGUGAAAGGUACGUCCACCCGGGCAGAGGGAAAUACACCACUUCAAUACAUUCAGAAAUAAAAAGGCAUGCUUUUUAAUUUA